AUUGUCGAUGAUCAUUCUCUUCCUUUCACUAUGUUGAAGCCUCCUCCGGAGGAAGAGGAUCUGGCAACAGUUAGGACCGUUCUGGCUUGGGUCGUCGACGUUCCCGAAUCUCGUCAGAUCACGACCUUGCUCAAGUAUUGUUGCAGGUGGCUCAAGAACUCUGGAUUGGAAGACGCUAGUCUUGGACAUCUCAAAAGAAUUCGAAAACAGGAUGGCAAGACGACGCUACUGCUGACCGUUGAUUCAACGCCUCCCGAAUUGCCUGUCGAACUUGAACUUGCCUCCCCGUUCCAAAUCCCUGUGCCAUCAUCGGCCGCCUUGACCCUUACUUCUCUCAGUCUGAAAGCUACCUUCUGGCCUACUUUUUAUGCUCCAAAACGAAAAGGAGAAGUGGAACACUGGUCGCGGGGCAAGGUUGAAUGGGCUAGAGAGGCAAUGAAGGUUGUUGAAACAGAAGCUCUCAAAUCCCAAUCUGAAAACGAGCUUCCGAUAUCCGCUUUCAUGCCUGCAUCAUACGGUGGCGGGGAAAAUGAAAAAGUUGCAGUUGCCUGUGACACUCGAAACUCAAAUUCACAUCCUCUACGGCAUGCUGUACUCAAUCUCAUCCGACGAGUGGCAGAUUUGGAAGCGGAUAACAGACUAUCAUCUGAGAAUGGUUCCAACUAUCUUCUGACUGGGAGAUCGGUGUUCUUAAGCCACGAGCCAUGCAUCAUGUGUAGUAUGGCACUCCUACAUUCACGCGUCAAACAAAUUUUCUAUCUCAACCCAAUGAGAAGAACUGGUGGUUGUGGAGGUGUUACAUGUCUGCCAACUCUCCAGGGCGUUAAUCAUCGAUUUGAAGUAUUUGUUUGGAAAGAAGUCGUAUCUAAACUAAUAAUAAAUGAGGCGCUGGAUGCAUAA
Lentinula edodes (shiitake mushroom) is the source of this 900-nucleotide messenger RNA. RefSeq names its product cytidine deaminase-like protein. The transcript has 4 exons. The annotation marks the transcript as partial. NCBI's taxonomy places the organism in Eukaryota, Fungi, Basidiomycota, Agaricomycetes, Agaricales, Omphalotaceae. Gene Ontology annotation, cellular component: nucleus; cytoplasm. The record is from RefSeq and is a predicted model, not a curated record. Gene Ontology annotation, molecular function: tRNA-specific adenosine-34 deaminase activity.